Molecule: messenger RNA, 1904 nt
Organism: Stegodyphus dumicola
Lineage: Eukaryota; Metazoa; Arthropoda; Arachnida; Araneae; Eresidae
Product: putative RNA polymerase II subunit B1 CTD phosphatase RPAP2
Cellular component (GO): cytoplasm; nucleus
Molecular function (GO): RNA polymerase II CTD heptapeptide repeat phosphatase activity; RNA polymerase core enzyme binding
Source: RefSeq, a predicted model, not a curated record
CCCCCUUUUUUCUCAUGAAGAUAACCUGUCAACAACGAAUUCCUUAUUGUUGAGUGCGUGAAAUAUGGUGCAAAUUUAGUGAAAUUAUGGCACCUGUUACGAAUGGAAAAUCAAUUAAACCUAAUGAAAAAUGCGAUUCAGCUCGACAGAAGCAAAUAUUGUCUGCAAGAGAGAAAGUUUUAAAAAUAAAACGCAGCAUUUUAAAAAUUGUUGAAGCAUUGCUUGAAGAAGAUGUAUCUAAAGAAUGGUUAGCUAAUUGUACAAAAUUAUGCCAAAAUGAUUAUGAUGAUGUCAUACAAGAAAGGAGCAUUGAACAUAUGUGUGGUUAUCCCUUGUGCUCAAAGCGUAUUACACAGGUGCCUAAACAAAAGUAUCACAUAUCUAGAUUUUCAAAUAAAGUAUAUGACUUGACAGAAAGAAAGUGUUUUUGUAGUAAUGCAUGUUACAAAGCUUCAAAUUUCGUGAAAGCUCAGCUGUCACCUGUGCCUUUGUAUAUGCGGAAAGAAGAAACUAUUGUAGUUAAUCUUCUUUCUGACUGUGACAAUAAGGGCAGUGCAGGAGAAGAAAUACUUUUUCACCACAAAAUUGAUGAAAGUGAAAUUGAAAAAGUAUAUACAGAAAAGCGUGUGACCAAUAAUUUAUCUGAUAUCUUAAAAGAAGAAAUAAAAAAGUGUUCAGAUAAACUUUCUGAUUUGAAAAUAAAGGAAAAUGUCUAUAAAAAUCCAUAUGUAUUUGCUGAUCCAGCUGAAGAAAAUCAUGCUCUUCAUAAUGAUGACAACAGUAAUUCUAAUUCAAGUGCUUCUGAUGAGGGUUCCGAAGAAAGUGAUGAAGACAAGAAACUUUUUCCUGAUUAUGACAAUAUGAAAGUAUUAUCACACAAGCACAUGCCCAUACCUCAAAAGACUUCAAAAACUAAGUUAAUAUCUCCUAUAAAACCUACUGAAGUAUCAAAGGCACAGUUAAAUAACAUGCCAAUUGAAUUUAUUCAGAGAGUCUUUCAAGACUGGAUUACAGAAGACACCAUGAAGUACAUUCUUGGUGAAAAGCAGAUAUAUUCUAUAAAAGCUGAUCUUUUGUUUCAGAGUAUGCAUAACUCCAGCUCUUAUGAUACAGACAAAUUAUCAUCUAUGAAAGAUGAAUAUAUUAAUUUGUGCUUGAAACUGGACAGACUUCCUGAGGAAGAGGAAGAUGAUAGUGACUCUGUAGAAAUAACCAUUGAAGGUGCUAAUCCACCUGAAAGACACCAGACUGCAUCUAAUGAUUCUGAGCCAAAGGAAGAAACAGUUUCAAAACCUGAAAUACAGAAAAGCAGCCUAAAGAAAAGGCCUAGAAGGAAAACAAAAGGGAAAAGUAAAAGUGUUGCUUUUGCCUCAGCUGAUAAGGAAAAGAAAAGUAUCUCUAAACCUAGCACUAGCUUUAAGGAAGUUGAAGAACCUUCGAUGUUACUAGUUGACCCAGCUUUCCCGCUGAUUGAUUCUGUAUCACAAAAUGGCCUUAGAAGACAAGUUUUGACCAGCAAAUUAAAAGCAGUAUACUUUGACAUGCUGCCUCUUCUUGGUCUGCAUUAUAAAAAUAUUAGAGACAGUGUUAAACAAAUUGUGGAUACAUUUAGUCUCACUCCAACAAAUAUCAUUUAUAAGCCAAAAGAAUGGAAAGUAAUUGCAUUAGUGCUGUUCAGAAUAUUAACCAAGACUGUUCUGGAGGAUCUUCAUGAUGAAGAUAAGCUAUUGAAAUUAAGUGAAAACCCAAUAAUUCCAGUACGUAUAUGUAUCCAAGAAAUAGAGAAGUUAGUGACAGAUCUCAUCAGCCCUCGACAAUUACAAAGAUUACAGGGUUUGUGUGAAAAAGUUAAGUAGAGGAAAUUUUAUUGUUUAUGUUUGUAAAUAAAAUAUUUACCAGAUUUA